Molecule: messenger RNA, 2324 nt
Organism: Polyodon spathula (Mississippi paddlefish)
Lineage: Eukaryota; Metazoa; Chordata; Actinopteri; Acipenseriformes; Polyodontidae
Gene: ptger3
Product: prostaglandin E receptor 3 (subtype EP3)
Exons: 2
Coding region: 36-1223 (395 amino acids)
Biological process (GO): phospholipase C-activating G protein-coupled receptor signaling pathway; adenylate cyclase-activating G protein-coupled receptor signaling pathway; negative regulation of gastric acid secretion
Cellular component (GO): plasma membrane
Molecular function (GO): prostaglandin E receptor activity
Source: RefSeq, a predicted model, not a curated record
AAACUUCAACGCGAUGUUCUGGGAGGUGAUUAACUAUGCGCGAGGUAUUUCAUAGUGGCAUGAUGCCUUCUGUCAGGUGUGGUUUCACAGAGUCGUGGAACGAUUCUUCGGUGGACGCAAUGUGGGACCCUAACAACUCCAAAUCUGAGAAGGCGAAUGCAACUAAGGCGGCUGACUGCGGAUCGGUUUCGGUUGCGUUCCCCUUAACCAUGAUGAUCACGGGCAUUGUUGGCAAUUCGCUGGCGCUCUUGCUGGUUUACAACUCGUAUCGGAAGAAGGAAAACAAAAGGAAAAAGUCUUUUUUGCUUUGUAUAGGAUCUUUGGCAUUAACCGACCUAUUUGGACAACUUCUUACAAGCCCUAUAGUAAUAUCUGUCUAUCUAUCCAAUAGGCAGUGGGGUCGGAUAGACCCGUCGGGGAGGCUGUGCGCCUUCUUCGGGGUUUGCAUGACCAUGUUCGGACUGUGUCCUUUGUUUUUAGCUAGUACUAUGGCAGUCGAAAGGACAUUAGCCAUUAGAACCCCGCACUGGUAUUCAAACAACAUGCGAACAGCUGUCACUAAAAUGGCAUUAACUGGCAUUUGGGGUUGCUUAUUGCUGUUUGCCCUUCUCCCAAUAGUUGGAGUUGGGGAAUACACCUUGCAGUGGCCGGGGACGUGGUGCUUUAUCAGCACCGGUGACGGUCAGAUUACAGGAAAUACAUUUUUUGCUUCAACAUUUGCUAUUCUUGGCAUAUGUUCAUUAAUUGUGACUUUCGCUUGCAAUGCGGUAACUAUCAAAGCCCUAGUAUCUCGCUGUAAAGCGAAACCAGCGACUUCCCAGUCUGGCAAGCAGUGGGAGAGACUAACUGUGGAGACUGUCAUUCAGUUGAUGGGGAUUAUGUGCGUGCUUUUUGCCUGUUGGUCCCCCCUCCUGAUAAUGAUGCUGAAAAUGAUUUCAACACGGACAUCCUCCCACCAGUGCAGGCAAACAUCGUCCGGUUUAUUGCAAAACGUAGAACUGCAGAAGGAUUGUAAUUUCUUUCUCACCGCUAUCCGCCUGGCAUCUAUCAACCAAAUUCUGGACCCCUGGGUUUAUUUAUUGCUAAGGGAAAUACUUUUUAGGAAAUUCUGCCAGGUGGCAAAUGCUGUUUCAAGAUGCUCCAUGGAAGGGAACAAAGGGACCCCAAUAUCAGCAGAUGCAAAUCGACAAACAGCAGACAUCGGUAUGAUACAAAAACAAUGAAGAAUUGAGAUUUCUAUUUAAUUGUGAGAAUGUCAACAUAUUUUGAAGACUACUGCUGCUUUUAUUGUGUGAAUGUGAACACAAUGUUAAUUUUCUUUUUAUGCUGCUCAAUGUGUGCCAAAUGUACAGAGAUAAAAGUUUCCACUGAUCCAACUCCACCAAACUGAAACCUUUUUUAAAAUGUGAGUUUAAAGCCGUCACCUCAAGCAAAGCAUAUUUUAAAAACAAUUUUGGUUUGCUCAUUUGGGUAUUAUUUUAAUUUGGGUAUUAACUUACCUAAUCAGAAGUUGUGAUUUUAUUACAGACUGGGGCUCUUAUGGACGCAUUAUUUAAACUAUUAUACAGCACCUAGGAUCUGCAUCAUUGAUUAGGACAUAGCCUGUUAAUACUAUUGAAGAGACUGCAGCGAGCACAGCUCUUUGACUACUACAUUAUUCACUUAAGCUUAACAAGGUAUGAUAGGGAAUUUAAGAGCUUUUAAUUUCAUAGCAUUUGGUGGAAAAUGAUAAACUGAUUUAAUAUCUUAAGGGUACUGAUAUUUCCAAAUGCUGGAACUGCAGCAGUAUACUUACUACAGGACAACCAUUAACAUUGGCCUUUACACCUCAAUACCAAUUCCUUUUUAUAUAUAUAUAUAAGAAAGAUUGUCUGUCUGUCAAGAGAACAAGAGAGCGUUGGAGAGCUUAAACAAACACGAACACAAAGAAAAUGUAAGGUAAAUUUAAACUGCCAGGAACUGCUGUGCUACUUUAGCUGAAGAGACCAAUGAUUCGAUAAGCUCAUUAGCACGUUUAGACUCCAGUUAUUAAAUAUUUUAUACAGACAAAUCCACCGUGGUUGAUUUGAUUGGGUGAUGAUUUGUUUGCUUUGUACAGCAGACAUUUUCUAGAGGUGUUAGAAAUUAAUCUUCUGAACAAAGUGUACACCGAAAUUACAGGUUCCUUUAUGCGUUCGGACCCCGCAAACUUUGCAUGGCCACUUCUUUCAUCCAGGGGAAGGUCGAGGCUAAUGUUUGGAUCAAACAUUUUGACCCGCGGGGUACUUUAUUUAGUAACCCCAUUGCUGGAUCACUACAGUAGUCAUGUAUCUCAAAUUAAAGAA